AUGGAACCUUCAUUAGUUGCUAGUGGAUUUUUAGAUGAUGAAGUGUUAACAAUGUAUCUAGUAUAUUAUGUACUUAAGGAUAAGAAUAUUCGUGAUGAUGAAGAAAUUAAAUUUCUUCAAAUUGAUGUUAUUUCUGUUUCAUCACCAAGUCAAUUAAGUAGAUCAACAAGAGCACGACCAAAAACAAUGAAUUUAACCAUGGCAGGUUCACGUCUUUCUGAGAAACUUGAUUUAGAAGAUUAUGAGGAAUUAAGUUUAGAAGAUAUAAAAGGAGAUGAAACUAAUGCAAGAAGUGAUGGAGAGAAGGGGUUAGUUGAAGAAUUUUCUAAUAGAAGAGAUGCCUUUAACAAAAUGGGGGAAACAGAAUUAGAACUAAGAAGAUUUAAAGAAGAAAAUGAAAGAAUAAAAAAGGCACUUAAAAGUAAACAAAAUGAAUGUGUUGAAAUGACAAAAAAAGUUGGAGAACUAAAUGAUUCUAUUACUCAAAAAGAAAAGAAUUAUAUACAAAUGAGAGAUGAAAGAGAAAAAAUAGAAGAAGGUUUAAAUAAAAAACUUCAUAAUAUGUUUAUUGAACUUAAAGGUAUAAAAGAAGAACGAGAAAAAUUAAUAAAUGAAAAUACAGAGAAGGGAAAUGAAAUCAAUGAAUUAAAUAAAAAAAUAGAUAACCUUCAACAAGAGAAAAAACAAACCAAAAAAUCUUUUGAUGAACAAAUUAAUUUUAUGGAAGGAAGAAUUAAUACAAUUCAAAAUAGAUGUGAAACACAAGUUAAUGAUGAGCGUAUUAUUAAUGAAACAUUAAAAAAAUCUAAUAAUGCUUUUAUCACGCAUAAUGCAGAAUUAACGUCAAGAAAUGAACUUCUUAAAAAGGAAAAUGAAGAGCUGAAAAAUGAAAAUAAUAAAAUUAAUGAAGAGCUUAGUCAAAUUAAGUCAUCAACAAUAGGAGAAAAAGAUGAAAUUAAUAUAAUAAGAAAAGAAAAGAACGAAUUAGAAGAAAUAAUUAAACAACUAAAAAAUGAAAAUGAAAAAUUAAAAACAGAAAAAGAAGAGUUACUUAAAGAAAAAGAAAAUAAUAAAAAUGAAAUUAAAGAAUUAACAUUAAAUAUCCAAGAACUACAAUCAACUCUUAAUAAAACUCAAACAGAAAAUGGUAUUAAAAUUGCAGAGUUAAAAGAAAAAUUAAAAGAGUCUCAAAAAGAAUUAGAAGAAAUACAAAUUAAUUUAAAUCAAGAAAAAGAAAUAAAUAAUAAAUUAAAUGAACAAAUUAAUAUAUUUAAUAAAAAAAUUCAAUCUCUUAAUGAUAAAAAUGAAGGAUUAGAAAAAUUAAUUGUAACUUUACAACAAGAAAUUGAAAACAGUAAAAAAGAAGUUGAAAAUAUGAAAUAUGAAUUAGAACAUUAUAAAAGUGAUGAUAAUGAUAGAGAACAUCAAUUAGUUGAUUUACAAACUGAAGUAACUCAAUUAAAAGAUGAAAUUCAAUCAUUUAUAUUAAAACAACAAAAGGCUGAAGAAUAUAUAAAAGAAUUAGAAAAACAAAUACCUAAUCUUCAAAAUGAAAAAGAAGACCUUUUACGUAAUUUAGAAGUAGAAAAACAAAAUAGAAUUAAAGUGGAAGAAGAAAGUCAAAAGACUAUUGCUGAAUUUAAAAAAAAUGUCGAGUUAUUUGGUGUUCUUGAUGAAGAUGAUCGUAAAUCUUUAUUUAUAAGUAUCGCAUUAGCCAUUAAACUUGCUCUUAAUACUAAAGUUAGUAAUGAUUUAAGUAUUACUGAAUUGUAUGAUGAAAUAAAAGAAAAAAGUGUUUUACUAAAAAAUUGGAAUAAUUGGUUGUUUGAACGUCUGUCACAUCCAUAA
Messenger RNA from Entamoeba dispar SAW760, 1848 nucleotides. Its product is annotated as kinetochore protein NDC80, putative. Bases 1 to 1848 code for a protein of 615 amino acids. NCBI's taxonomy places the organism in Eukaryota, Evosea, Mastigamoebida, Endamoebidae. The record is from RefSeq and is a predicted model, not a curated record. The transcript has a single exon.